AUGCCAACACAAGGAAAAAGCAGCAAAAUGCUGCAACAUAUUAAUUACCGUAUGCGUUGUACAUUACAAGAUGGUCGUCAACUUGUUGGAACAUUUAAAGCAUUUGACAAACAUAUGAAUCUUAUUCUAGCCGAUUGUGAAGAAUUUCGUAAAGUACGAAGUAAAACAGAUAAAGGUGAACGUGAAGAACAACGACCAUUAGGUUUAAUUUUACUACGUGGUGAACAUUUAGUUUCAAUGACAGUCGAAGGACCACCACCAAAAGAGGAAGUUGGAAUUGCUCGAGUACCGACAAGUGCAGCAGCCGCACAAGGUGCUGGUCGUGCAGCUGGACGUGGUGUCAUACCACCAGUACCAGGUGCACCCAGUUUUGCUGCUCCUGGUCUUCAAGGACCAGUACGUGGUAUUGGUGGACCGGGAUUUAAUCAAAUGAACCCUGCUGGACGUGGCAUGCCAGGAGGUAUCAGAAUGCCACCUGUUCCACCGCCAAUGGGAGCACGUCCUCCAGGGAUGUAA
This is a messenger RNA of Adineta steineri, 516 nucleotides long. Lineage: Eukaryota; Metazoa; Rotifera; Eurotatoria; Adinetida; Adinetidae. The record is from the annotation of a GenBank genome assembly.